CAGAGGUGGCUAAGUAUCUACACAGAUGCUUCAGGUCUCGGUUGGGGUGCUGGAACGAAGAUCUAUCUCAUCUACAGUCCAAUAUUCUAGAGCUGAGAGCCAUUAUGAGGGCUCUGGAAGCCUUCAAACCACUAAUUCUGGCCGAGGACGUCUGUAUAAGAUCAGACAACGUGGCAGCAGUUGCUUAUAUCAGGUGUCAAGGAGGCACCAGGAGCAGAGCGAUGAUGAGAGAAUUGAAUCCCAUCAUGGAGUUUGCUCAAACAUAUCUGAUGGGGAUAACAGCAAUCCACAUUCCGGGGAGUCUGAAUUGAAGGUGGACUUGUUGAGUUGCAGAUCUUUGGACUCAGGAGAAUGGAGCCUGAAUUAUCAGGUCUUCCGGAAGGUAAUGGGAAGAUGGGGGUGGCCAGACCUGGAUCUGAUGGCAUCCCCAGAGAAUCACAAACUACCAGUUUUUCUUGCCAGGGUUCCAUGCAGGGAAGCUUGGGCGAUAGAUGCUUUUGCUCACAGUUGGGACAACCUGUGGGCCUACAUGUUCCCUCCGUUUGCCAUGAUCUUCAAGGUGUUGAAGAAAAUUCUGAUAUCGAAGUUCGAGAUAAUUGCAAUUCUGCCGGAUUGGCCAAGGAGGCCUUGGUAUCCCUUACUGAGGAGGCUGUCUGUAGACAGACCAAUGAGACUUCCCGACAGACAAGAUCUGUUAAGCCAGGGCCCUCUUCUUCAUGCGAAGCCACAGCAGUUGAAUUUGACAGCAUGGAGACUCAGCUCACCAGGAUGAAAAGAAGAGGGUGUUCUGAGGCAGUUGUUAAUACUUUGUCUAAAUCCAGGAGUAGGAACACUACCUUGAGAUAUGACAAGAUCUGGAACACCUUCUGUUCCUGGGCUAUGAAGGAAGGGGUUGACCCUACUAACCCAGAGAUUGUCCAGAUUCUAGAGUUUUUACAGAUUGGAUUAGAUAAGGGUCUCAGUGCAAGUACCCUCAAAGUUCAAGUGUCUGCUCUUUCAGCGGUGUUGGAAAAUCAAUUGUCUAGUGACCCCUUGGUAGUCCGUUUUCUUAAGGCUGCGGUAAGGAUAAGGCCACCAAUCAAGGAGUUAGCACCUCCUUGAGAUUUGCCUCUUGUGCUGAAAACAUUAGCUGGACUUCCUUUCUUUCCUGAGGAGGAGGCUACCUUAUGGGAUCUAACCCUCAAAGUGGUGUUUUUAGUUGCAGUGGCUUCUGGUCGAAGAAUUACAGGCACUGAUGGCUGAUCCACCUUAUACAGUUUUCAAUGAUCAAGGGGUGACCCUCAGACCAAGCUUGGCUUUCUUGCCAAAAAUAGUUUCUGGAUUUCAUCUUAAUGAGCCUAUAUUCCUUCCAACUGUUGAUGUAGAAAGGUUGGAUGAAAUCCCAGUGGCAUUGGAUGUGAGAAGGUGCUUGGAAUUAUAUUUGAAUAUGACCAAGGAGUUUCGGAAGUCAGAAAGACUCUUUAUUGUCCCUGUUGGUGCUAGAAAGGGGCAAGCAGCUUCUAUUUCUACGCUUCGUAGAUGGAUAAUAACUGUGAUCACUAUUCACUACAGGGGCAGAAGGCACCUGAGGGGGUCAGGCCUCAUUCAACCAGAGAUUUGGCGACAUCUUGGGCAGCAGAAGCAGGAGUAUCCGCAGAUGCUAUUUGCAGGGUAGCUACUUGGGCCAAUCCAAUCACAUUUGUUAAACAUUAUCGUUUGGAUAUUAGGGCGGCCAAAAGAGCAAAUUUUGGUCGAAGAGUUAUCCAGGCUGCAUUCAGUUCUAAUUAAAUAUUCAGCAUCAAUUUGUGUCCCUCCCUUGUUAUUGCUUGGGUAUUCACCCGAUUAGUUAAUGCUGACGGGGGAUGGCCAGGGAAAGGAAUAAUCCUAUCAUACUUACCGUGAUUCUCCUUUCCUGGCCAUUCCCCUGAUCAGCAUCCCAUCCCAAAUAGAGAUUUAUACAUAGACAGGGGAGGAGUUGAGGGGUGGGGUUUUAAGUCUGCUGGGAGACACAUCUGUAGGGAGGUAAUACCCGAUUAGUUAAUGCUGACCAGGGGGAUGGCCAGGAAAGGAGAAUUACGGUAAGUAUGAUAGGAUUCUUCCUUUCCUCUACUACUGGGAGGCAUGUCACAGACCAAUGGGUACUGCAGAUCAUCCAAUUUGGAUACAAAAUUCCAUUUUCAGUCCCCCCUCCAAAGCAAUUCGUUCUGUCUGUGCCCUCCCCACUAAGAAGGGAGGCAUUACAUCUUGCAAUCUCCUCUCUCCUACAAGCAGGAGUCAUUACUCCAGUCCCAGAACCUCAAAAGUUUUGUGGCUUCUACUCCACCCUCUUUCUGGUGAGGAAAAAAGGAAGACUCCUUCAGACCAGUCCUAAACCUAAAAAUGUUAAACAGAUUCAUUUCCAACCACAAAUCCAACAUGGAGUUGGUGCCCUCCACCAUAGCCUUCAUGGAAGCCAACAAUUUCAUGACUUCAAUCAACCUGCAUGAUGCUUACCUGCACAUACGAAUUCAUCCAAAGUCACAGCCAUUCCUAAGAUUUGCUGUCAGAGACCAGCACUUUCAGUUCACAGCACUACCCUUUGGCCUCUGCACAGCUCCAAGGGUAUUUACAAAGGUCUUGCCACCAGUUAUGGUGCACAUUCUACCAUAUCUAGACAAUUUACCACUGAGAGCUCAGUCAGUAAGGCAGGCAGUAGCCAACACAGAGACUUGUAUACAAAUCCUGCAACAGCAUGGCUGGCUAAUAAACCAACGCAAAAGCUCCCUCAGGCCAUCACAAAAAAUUCAAUUUCUAGGACAAAUGUUCGACUCCAGAAAAAAAUAGUCCAGCUUACGGACGAAAAAAUACAAACCCUAAUCAGCAGUACUCAGUCCUUCUGUAAGAGUCUUACCGAUGCGGCAGGGACGCCCGCCGCAUGGUCCUCGAGCCAGCGCCAUCUUGGAAUCUAGGGCG
Messenger RNA from Xenopus laevis (African clawed frog), 2931 nucleotides. RefSeq lists its product as uncharacterized. Lineage: Eukaryota; Metazoa; Chordata; Amphibia; Anura; Pipidae. The transcript has 2 exons. The record is from RefSeq and is a predicted model, not a curated record. Bases 26 to 772 code for a protein of 248 amino acids.